Molecule: messenger RNA, 2932 nt
Organism: Actinia tenebrosa (Australian red waratah sea anemone)
Lineage: Eukaryota; Metazoa; Cnidaria; Anthozoa; Actiniaria; Actiniidae
Product: serine/threonine-protein kinase SMG1-like
Source: RefSeq, a predicted model, not a curated record
AAACAACAUCUUUUUAAAAACACUGUUAAAACUUUCAGCAUAUCUGACCACAAUAUGAAAAAUAUCCUUUGGGAAGGCCGUGUAACAUCUUCGUUAAGCGUUGAGGCAGAAUAGCAUGAUCUCUUUCAGGGUCUUUUGGAAAGCGAAAAAACUUACAAGAAUGGCUUCGAAAUGUCACGAGAAGACAACGGCCGCCAUAUUUGUUUGUUUGUCAUCAGAAAAGUCGUUGUUAUGGUUGCAAGACGUCACCACUACUCUACUCCUAUCCCAAUCCCUGUUCAAGAAACAGCUGACUUCAGGGUUGUGACGUUUUACCUGAAACGAUUAAGAAUUUUCUGAAAAAUCCUUAACUGACGACUCAUAAUACAGUCGACUCUCUUUGAAUGACCAUUCUCGUAAGCGACCAUCUCCCUUAAGCGACCACUUUCUCCUGGCCCCGGGAUGGUCGCUUACAGGAGGUCAACUGUAGCUCGAAAGUCCAGGACGUAUUGGGUUUCCUGUGGUGUCCCAAACCAUGAUGCAAUGCGGCAUAAUAACAUUACGUCACAGUGUUUACAAACGAAGCACAACAAUAACAAGACAAAACAAUAUCUCGUGAAAACAUGCUGGAACUUUAAAGACGGCCCGAUUGCCGUGUUUCAGGAGCAAAUUGUGUGAUAAAUAUGUUUUCUAUUAUAAAGAGGCUAGAACAGGCUAAACAAGCUGCCUGUCCAAGAGAACAUCAAGAAUUAGAGCACAUCACUUGCCAGUCUUAACAAAUAUGUAUCAGAUAACCAACCCAGUGCCACCAUAUGCCUGAGCUCUGUCAUUGUUAAAGUACUUUGUUCUCAGAGCAAGAGAUGUUUAGUGAUGGAGAACACAGCUAAAGUUGCUGGUGACAGACUGUCAGACCUGACAUCAAGAGAAGGUGACUGGUUUUUAGAAGAGCUAUGUUCAAUGAGUGGUAAUGUCACACAGCUUCUGUCCCUGCUGAGAGGUCAUCCUCUGGUCAUUGAAGAACAGAAGAGUUCGUCUAAAGAAGAACUAAACAAUUCUAUCAGGGGCAUUUUUGCAGUUCACAAAGUCUUCUCUGCCCUUYAGGAAUYGAUGACAAACUUCAGGAAUAUCAUUGUUCCUGAGGCCAUCAAGAGUUUCACUUCAGGAGAUCCUAGCGUAACUCAUAUGUUAGAGAGCUUAGAGAGACUUGUACAUGGAGAAGAUAUUGCUGCACUGACAAAAACAGUAGAAACUGAGAUGAACARCACACAUGAAUGCCAGGGUGUUAAUUCCUCCAGCAUCAGUUCAAAGAUAUCCAUAUUACAGCAGCAGUUUGAUGCCAUCCAACAGUCAAGGAAUGCAAUCGGGAAGAAGUCAAGUGAACAGAUGUCAGCAGGACAGAUGUUACUGGCAGGUUUUAAUGGACUCUUCACUAAAGUUGAAAGUGAAUUGGAUUUGAUGAAUGCGAUCUUAGCCCAGGUGAACAGCAGUUUUGGGAAUAAAACUUGUGAUGUUGUACAAGAAGCUAAAAAGCUGCAGGAAUCAAACAGGAGUGGAAACAGCCAGCUUUGUAGUAAGCUUUUCUUCCUAAGACGACUUGCAGUUAUGGCAGCAUUUUUCAAAGAUUGUAAAGAACUAGUGGAAAACACUAAAGAAGCUCCCGAAUCCAAAGCUAGAGAAACAGUUGCCGAAGACCAACCACAGUACAACUGGAUAGCUGACAAAUGCUAUAGUGAAGAUGAACUUGCAUUGCACAUCAGGCAGUUCAUCGCAGAGAGUGUACAGAAAAGGAUUCUUGGACUGCCUUCUCAAGCCAUAGGCAUUAUAGUCUAUGAGUAUCUCAAUCUAUUAGAGGAUGGAUCAGACAGUGGUGAUAGCAGUAGGGUACACUCUAUUGAAGAAACCUGCAAGAAGGUGAUUGACAUCAAGAUCAAAAAGGGAAGCUUCCAGCAAAAACAAUUUUCACAGAUGAGUUCUUUGACCAGUGCAUAUGACGUAGCAUGGAGAAAACACGACUUUGCAAGACGUCUGGACCACAAUAUCAGUCUCUACAAGGGUGUGGUUCAAAGAUCUCAGUUACAGCUAGCAAGGUUCCAGUGGUUGUAUGAAGAUGAUCUACUGCGCUGUCCCUUGAGAGACAACAGCAUGAUCAGCCCUGCUAAAGCCAGCAUCAUGAACGACAUGAGAAAGCGAGUUCAGUCUCUUCUUCAACUGGAGCCAGCUGUAAAAGCCAUAGAAGACAAGAUCAUAACUCAACAGUCCAGCAUCGAACAGAGACUCAAGUGGGCAGCAGGAGCUAAUCCAGCCUUGAACCCUGUACUAAAGGAGUUUGACAAGACUGUCAAUGAUAGAAAACAACUGUUACAGUUGGAGGCCAAGCACUCUUCAGACAUCUGCUCACUAUCUAAUGCCCUGAUUCACUUCGAGAUGCUCCGUAGCCAGUCCCAUGAGGUCACAGCUUUGGACAGCACCAUCACUGCUCUUGUCUCCAAAUGCAAGAACAGUUCCUCAGAAUUAGAAAAAUCUCUGGUGAAGCUAAAGGCUGUGAGUGAGAUGACAUCGUUAUUGAACAUCAAAUGUCCGCCUGAAUCACUCUUGGAUGGAUGAAAACUAACCUGGAGUCAGUCAGUCAAGAGAUAUCAUCACAUAAGUCCAGGAAGAUACAGGCUAUCAGUUCUGUCACUACCAAGAGAGAAUCACUCAAGUCCCACACCAAUGCCCUCAAAGCACUGAAAGUAACACAUCAGCAGCUGGUGUCAGAAGUGAAAGCAUUGCUAACCACUAUGGUCAAGGAUGAAGAUGGACAUGAAUCAAGUACUGCUGCUAAGUCGUUCAUCACAUCCUACGACAGGCUGUCAGACGAGAGUGCACAGUUGAUUAAAAGUACUUUAUCCUGUAAGACUCUGAUACCAACCUUGACCUUGUUUACCAUAUCAAACAUGAUGCAUUGUGGUCU